This is a messenger RNA of Mangifera indica (mango), 1230 nucleotides long. RefSeq names its product sirohydrochlorin ferrochelatase, chloroplastic. The coding region runs from base 113 to 736 and encodes 207 amino acids. Gene Ontology annotation, molecular function: lyase activity. Lineage: Eukaryota; Viridiplantae; Streptophyta; Magnoliopsida; Sapindales; Anacardiaceae. The record is from RefSeq and is a predicted model, not a curated record. The transcript is spliced from 7 exons.
GAAUUAUUAUUCAAUUUAACUUGCCCGAACAACGUCGUCGUUUCCAUCCAUCAGCCUCGUGCUCUUGCCACAAUCUUCCGAACACAACUAAGCUUUGCAGAGGGCUCCAAACAUGUCGACAGAAUCAUCUUUCCUCUCUCAGUUUACUGUCAAAAGCCACUGUAGUUGUUCCUUGAACCAAUCUGGAACGAAGAGACCGGCAUGGGCACGCCCCAAAUUAGUUAAUUUGCAGAGAGGUCCUUCUAGAAGUGAAAAUUUAUCAACAAGGGCAUGCUUUAGAGCUGCAGUUGGUGAUAAAGACGGUGUGAUCAUUGUUGACCAUGGUUCGCGUCGUAGAGAAUCCAACCUCAUGCUAAAUGAAUUUGUAGUCAUGUUUAGAGGCAAAACUGGGUAUCCAAUUGUAGAGCCUGCACAUAUGGAGUUGGCAGAGCCAUCAAUAAAAGAUGCAUUUGGCUUGUGUGUUCAACAAGGAGCAAGUCGGGUGGUUGUGAGCCCAUUUUUUCUCUUUCCUGGACGACAUUGGCACAAGGAUAUACCUUCCUUGACUGCUGAAGCUGCAAAGGAGCACCCAGGUGUUUCAUAUAUGGUUACUGCACCUCUUGGUUUGCAUGAGCUACUAGUGGAUGUUGUGAAUGACAGACUGAAUCAUUGCUUAAGCCAUGUAGCAGGGGAUGCAGAUGAGUGUGCAGCUUGUGCCGGUACAAACAAGUGCAGGCUCUAUGGAGUUGGCUCUUAGACAGUGAAGCUGAAUAAAAAAUAUGGUGACUAGAGUCUUAAGAGUGUUGACAUUGAGUGUAAUAAUUUGAAUGUAUUCACUUAAUCUCAUGUCAUCUUGAUCUUCCUCCUCAGCAUGUCACAUUCAAAUGGCCAGCAGACACUGUUUAAGGAACUUUUGGUGCCUUUUGCUUCCCCUACCUAACGCUGAAAAAUCUGGGCACCUUGAAAAAUUAGUGUAGCAUUUUUCUUGCAUAUACAGUGAUCCCAGUCUAAGCUAACCAAGAGAGAACUAAUCUGGAAGCCUCAAUUGCUAAUUUUGGCGGCCAGCAGUUGGUUAAUGGAGGUGUGAUGGCUGAUCCUCUGGAAAACAUUUUACUUUUGGAUAUCUAUCCUUAUUACCUUCCUUUUUGUACUGAAAUCCUGUGUAAUCUGCUUCUCUGACUUCUAUUUUUAUUGUACUGUUAAAAAAAAUUGUUUGAUUUAAUGUUACAUAAAUUUGUAUUUGUAUUGUUA